Messenger RNA from Dioscorea cayenensis subsp. rotundata (Guinea yam), 1028 nucleotides. RefSeq lists its product as uncharacterized. The record is from RefSeq and is a predicted model, not a curated record. The transcript is spliced from 4 exons. Bases 66 to 884 code for a protein of 272 amino acids. Lineage: Eukaryota; Viridiplantae; Streptophyta; Magnoliopsida; Dioscoreales; Dioscoreaceae.
UUCUCCUUCUCCCCAACCUCGAGCGAGAGAGAACCCUCGUACCGCCGCCGGCGCUCCUCUCUCCGAUGGAUUCUCGGCUAACCUCCGACGAGCAUGAGGUCGCCGACGUUCUCCGCAAUCUCUCCCGGAUGUUCACCAUCAAACCAGAGCUGAAGCCCCGGCAACGCUACUUCGGCAUCCUCCCUCGAUGGGGUGUUCGAAAACCUAGAUCCAUACCUUCCAAUAAGCCCCCGGAUCCAUCCAAAGCUCUGGAACCGAAUCAGUCCAUCCCGCCUGCUCUUCCGGCCUCCUCGAGCCCCUCCACUCCCAUGUCCUUCCCGGCGACCAGUGAGGAAGCUGAACCCAACCUCGUUAGCCCUAAGAAGCCUUCGCCGUCUCGGAGCUACAAGAUUCAUCAACAGUGGAUUGAAGAACAGAACGAGAAAAUCGCGGUGUUGUCCGUCAUUGAACUCAAUAUCCAACAAAAGCUGGAAGCAUCCAGAGGCAACCAUAUAAGCAUCGAAGCUCAGAGUUCUUGGCUCAACGAGAUUAGUUUGCAGUUAAAACAGAGGACGAGAAAGAGGACGAGGGUGACAGUAGAGGAAACCGUGAACCCGAUGAACGGCUCAGAUCUCGCCAGCGUGGACCAGCACCAUCAGAUAAACGGCUGUGAUGAUGCCAACAACAACGAUCAUCGGAAGCGGGUGAUGGUUUGCUUACCGGAUCUGAACAUCUCGGCGGAGGAGAUGGAUAGGUGGGAACGGGCGGCGGAAGCGGCGCAAGCAAGGAAACGAAGGCUCGAGAUUUGUAGACAAAAGAGCUCCUCCACCGCCACCGCCACCGCCAUCGCCGCCGGUAGAGGGCUUCCUUCCCGGCCUAGUAUGAAGUUUAAGGUACGAUGGUGAUGACGUGUAAUGUUAUUUUAUUUAAUGAGUUUUCUUAAUGGGUCCAUGAUUUUUGGAGAUUGUUUCUCCCUUCUUUUUUUUGGCUAUUUAAUAUUAAUAAAUUUGAUUUUUUUUUUUUUUUAAGGAAAUGUUAUGUGACGGAAG